Messenger RNA from Annulohypoxylon truncatum, 891 nucleotides. RefSeq lists its product as uncharacterized. The record is from RefSeq and is a predicted model, not a curated record. Lineage: Eukaryota; Fungi; Ascomycota; Sordariomycetes; Xylariales; Hypoxylaceae. The transcript is spliced from 2 exons. Bases 135 to 677 code for a protein of 180 amino acids.
ACGUGGCAAGGAUCAACUCCCCCAUACAGACUGAAGAUCAGAAGACGGAGCAAGUCAGAAGUUUUCUAGUUGAGUUCUUCCCACUUGCUUCUACUCCAAUUUUUCCGAUUCUUGCAGUCUCUGCACUGUUUGAGAUGGUUGUGCGUUUUUGUUACCCAAAUCAAAAAUUAAGACUAAAGAGUUCGUCUUGUGAUAAACUCGUCGAAAGUAUUAUCCAGCAGCUGCCUGGGCCGUUCCACACAAGAAUACUGGUCACUUUGAGACAAACCAGCCGUUUGCUAGAGGACUUCUAUAUUUUCGAAAUGAAGUCAAUUGGGUCGAGGUACCAAGAUAGUGCAGGCUAUGGCAUCAGUUCACAACGAAUACAGCCUGGUGAUAUCAUGAUACCUCUCUGGAAUAUGAACUGGAAGGAUGAAAGGUUCAUGUCUGACAUGAAGGGAUAUCUGUACUUACGCACAAAAACCAUGCUUGUAGUAAGACGUACUCAAGGGCAAUCUUCAGAAGAACCUGUCUUUAUACCGGGAGGGAAGCAGCAGGUUGAAACUGGUCGGAUUGUGGGUUGGGCUGUAUGUGUUCUCUUAAAGCACAAAUCCGCCUUUGGAUAUGAUCUAUCCGUCGAUACGAUGUGGGAUGACGACUCAGACGGAGAGCAGCAGUGUUCAAUGCGGUUAAUCUAGUAUUUGGUUGUAAUGCGAUUACUCAAGGUGGUUAAGGAAGAAAUAUAAGAGGGGGUAUAGGAAUCAACCGCGAUUAGCAUCAUGAUGCUUAGAAGAACGCUCUCUUGAAUGAGGCCUCCUUCGAGAUCGAAGGAUUCACUCCCUAUCAAACCCUAUAUCAUCAAAUAUUUGGCCAUUUCGUCCGCGUGACCUCCAGCUGAGCGAAUCAAUCGAU